Molecule: messenger RNA, 1305 nt
Organism: Diabrotica virgifera virgifera (western corn rootworm)
Lineage: Eukaryota; Metazoa; Arthropoda; Insecta; Coleoptera; Chrysomelidae
Product: cathepsin D-like
Exons: 8
Coding region: 100-1245 (381 amino acids)
Biological process (GO): proteolysis
Molecular function (GO): aspartic-type endopeptidase activity
Source: RefSeq, a predicted model, not a curated record
GAAUGAUUAAUUUUUUGUACAUUAGGACAUUUUGAUAAACAGGUGAUCUAGAAUUGUAUAUAAGCACCAAAAACUAUCUAGUGAAAUUAAUUCAUCAAAAUGUACGCUAAGAUUUUGGUUGUAUUAGUGAUAGCUGCUGUAGUUAGCAGUGAAAUUAUCAGAAUUCCUUUGAAAAAACAGCAAAAUAAUGGAGAAAGAAGAUUGGGUAAUGUUGCAAGAAGACCACUAUUCAGUAAAUUUAGAGGUCAAGGUGUAGUGCCUUUAGUCAAUGAAUACGAUCUUGAUUAUUAUGGAGAAAUAGGAGUUGGAACUCCCCCAAAAAAGUUCAACGUAAUUUUUGACACUGGUUCCACUGAUCUUUGGGUUCCUUCUUCCAAGUGCAAAGUCCAUUCAGGUCAACAGAAUGGAUGCCAAAACCACAAACAAUACGAUUCUAGCAAGUCUUCAACAUACCAGAAAAAUGGCAAACCCUUCCACAUCCAAUACGGAUCUGGAGAAUUAAGUGGUUUCCUAUCUGAAGACAGUGUAGAGGUUGGUGGUCUUCCUGUAAAGAACCAAAUCUUUGCUGAAGCAACUGAAGAAACCUCCCAGUCCUUCGUUACGAGUACAUUCGAUGGUAUUCUAGGAUUAGCUUACCCGGCUCUAUCAGAAGCAAAAGUUGCCCCAGUUUUCCAAAAUUUGAUUGAACAAGGAGCUGUUGACAAACCAGUCUUCUCCUUUUACCUGAGUCAAACUGCCAAUGGCGAUAAAGGAGAACUCUUACUUGGUGGAUCAGACUCGAAGUACUAUAAAGGAGACUUCACCUAUACACCAGUAACAAGAAAACUGUAUUGGCAAGUCACUGCACAAGGCGUUUCUGUAGGCAAUCACAAGUUAUGUCAAAAUGGAUGUGAAGCGGUUAUCGAUACUGGUACUUCUUUGAUUUAUGGACCAUCUGAGGACGUUGAAGUUAUUAACAGGGCAAUUGGUGCAAAAUAUGACUAUAAUGAAGGUGUUUAUACUGUAAAUUGUAAUGCCGAUUUGAGUGGUCUCCCUGAUGUAGUUUUUACCUUCGGCGGAAAGAAAUUUGCUGUACCUGCCAAAGCUUACAUCGUGAAAGAUGCAAAUAUUUGCGUAUCAAGUUUCUUGCCUCAAGAAUUCUUCCUCUCUGGAUUUGAAUGGUUGGUUGGAGAUUCAUUCCUGAAAACCGUUUAUACUGAAUUCGAUUUUGGUAACAACCGUAUUGGAUUCGCCGAACUUGCUUAAAUAUAUGUCAAUAUGUAAAUAAUUAAUACAUAAUUAAAUAAUAAUAAAUAUUAAAAUAAA